GUCCUUUCUUUGAUUUGAGCGUAGCAUCAGUUGUUUGUUCCUUUCCUUCUGUGUUAUUGUUAAUGCUGCUGCGUGUUGCAGUUGCUGCAGCGGUGCGAGCGGGGUCCCGUAACUGGGCCCGGUGGGUUUCGGGUGGGCCCUCGAGCCCAAGCCUUUCCAUAUGGCGGCGGAAGAAGGAGAUGGGUAAGGAAGGGCUGGUAGUGGCCAAAGAGCUCAAGAGGCUCCGGUCCGACCCGGUCCGCCUCGACCGCUACAUCCGGUCCAGCGUCUCCCGCUUGCUCAAGUCCGACCUCGUCGCCGUCCUCGCAGAGUUCCAGAGACAGAACCAAGUCUUCCUCUGCAUCAAGUUGUAUGAUAUAGUCCGGAAAGAAAUAUGGUACAGGCCAGACAUGUUUUUUUAUAGAGACAUGCUUAUGAUGCUUGCACGAAACAGAAGGGUGGAAGAAUCUAAGAGGGUUUGGGAUGAUUUGAAAGCAGAGGAAGUUUUAUUCGAUCAGCAUACAUUUGGAGAUAUUAUUAGAGUUUUUCUGGACAGUGGAUUGCCCACAGAGGCAAUGAACAUAUAUGAAGAAAUGAGACAAUCUCCUGAGCCUCCUCUUUCAUUGCCUUUUCGAGUGAUAUUAAAAGGGCUCAUUCCAUAUCCAGAAUUAAGAGAGAAAGUAAAAGAUGACUUCUUAGAGAUUUUCCCAGAUAUGAUAAUCUACGACCCUCCAGAGGACUUGUUUGAAGAUCAUGAGCAGCACAAGGAGAGAGAUAAUGAGAAUAUCAUUUCCUAGUUCCCUUGACUCCUUCAGAACUAUCAGCUCUAUGAUCUAACAAAUUUUAUUAUGUGUAGGGAUCGUGGUGUUUGCAGCAUGUUUUGUAUGCUGAACCUACGUGAUGCCAUGCAGUGUUGAGACCUGGUAGCUGUUGUAUAUAAUCACAAUUGUUCCUCUUUAAAUUGCAGUUUUGUCUCUUUCCCAAAUUUGAAGCUUUUUUUUUAAUCAAUUUACAUCUUAGCGUAAACAAUGUUCAUGAUUUGUAUGGAGGGAGUUGCUCAAUGUCUUUUUACCCCACUUCCUUGUUCUUCAGGUGUACAUCGUCCUCACUUUCUUUUCUUUUUUUCUAAGUUCCAUAACUUGUGUACUCAAACAUACAGUACUCGAGCUAUAAUGGUUCAAGAACUAGGUUGCAUGCC
Molecule: messenger RNA, 1177 nt
Organism: Cajanus cajan (pigeon pea)
Lineage: Eukaryota; Viridiplantae; Streptophyta; Magnoliopsida; Fabales; Fabaceae
Product: Pentatricopeptide repeat (PPR) superfamily protein
Molecular function (GO): protein binding
Source: RefSeq, a predicted model, not a curated record